Messenger RNA from Helianthus annuus (common sunflower), 1221 nucleotides. Its product is annotated as fibrous sheath CABYR-binding protein-like. NCBI's taxonomy places the organism in Eukaryota, Viridiplantae, Streptophyta, Magnoliopsida, Asterales, Asteraceae. The coding region runs from base 1 to 1221 and encodes 406 amino acids. The transcript is spliced from 3 exons. The record is from RefSeq and is a predicted model, not a curated record.
AUGUCAUCUUCUUCUGAGAGUGGAGUAGCCGACACGAUAGACCUUAUGGCCAUAGUCUCAGAUGAUGAGAUAGCCACAGACCCUGAGGUUUUCACUUCAGACACUACGAGCAGCGACGAUGAUGACUUUCAGCCCUUCGCUUUACCAGAUUUUGGAGAUGACAUACCUAUAGCUGAUGGUUUUCAUGACGGGGAUCUACUUCUUGUCCCGAUCCCUGCUCCUUUUCCUCUUGCUGCAUUUCCUUUGGAGGAUCUGCCUCUAGAUGAUAUGUUUGACGACGACAUCGAUCUCUUUAUCGAGGAGAUUCCAGUCGAUGAUGACGUUGUUGUUCCGCUUGUCGAGAUUCCAGUCGCUGAUAUCAUUGAUGUUCCGUUGGUCGAGAUUCCUGCUGUUGAGAUCUCAUCUGACCAUUCCGGUCCUGACUCAUUCGAGUCCCCACCUUUUGAGGCACCUAUCAUUCCUGACGAUCAGCUCUUUGAUAUACCCGCUGAUCUUGAGUAUGUUCCAGCUGACCCUGAGCCUGAGAUUGUACCAGAGCCUAUACCUGCUCACGACCCUCUACCUGUGCAUGACCCUAUCCCUACUGAUGUACCUAUUUCUGCACCACCUUUGCCUGACCCGAUCCCUGUACUUGUUGAUCGUGCUCCAUUUGCUACCCAUGUAGACCCCAGAUAUGCUCACACCCGCAAUGGGUGGAUUGAGGACGACAGCGACUAUCCUCCUUUUGUUCGACCCGUUACUCCCCCACCAGCAUCUACCCAGGCACCCGUUGAUAUCGCCCCAUUUCACCCACAUGAGUCCGACAUUCACCCCACAGAUCUACCAGUUACAUUCCUUCAGGAUAUCCUUCCUCCCCAUCCAGGGGAAGGACAAUCGCGUCAGCAGCCCAGUCAGAUACCUUCUGUGUCAGCAACCGAUCAUUUCAUGCCACAGUUUACACACACCGCUCCUUCUUCUGCACCCACGGGCGAGCCACAGAUUUGGUUUCCGCCCAACGUGAUGCCUAUAUCUGAUCCAUACCAUCCCUUCCACAUUGGAUACUCGAGGGAUGAGUUGCUUUUGUCGCUACAGCUCCAGCAGGAGAUCCUGUGUAGGAGAGUUAUGGAAUUAGAGAGGAUCCCGCGUCCUCCGCCUUGUCAUUGUCAGUCACCAUUCACGACUCCACCGGCUCCACUUCUACCAUAUCCUGAUUUUGAUGUCCGUUUCCUCACUAUGGAGUAG